Messenger RNA from Gloeophyllum trabeum ATCC 11539, 687 nucleotides. Its product is annotated as S-adenosyl-L-methionine-dependent methyltransferase. NCBI's taxonomy places the organism in Eukaryota, Fungi, Basidiomycota, Agaricomycetes, Gloeophyllales, Gloeophyllaceae. The transcript is spliced from 5 exons. Gene Ontology annotation, molecular function: S-adenosylmethionine-dependent methyltransferase activity. The record is from RefSeq and is a predicted model, not a curated record. The coding region runs from base 1 to 687 and encodes 228 amino acids.
AUGACAAGCAAACCCACUCCUCUCGCGAAUCCAUCCGACAUGAUGAAGAUCAAACAGCUCAUCGCGGAAGACCACUUGGGAGGCUGGGACAAGGCUUGGCAGAAUAAGGUAACACCAUGGGAUGCCGGUCAAGUCCAACCGCCGCUGCGUGAUCUCAUCGAGCAGAACCAAGUACCCUUGCCAAAGUCAGGAAGGGCCCUUGUGCCGGGAUGCGGCAAGGGUUAUGAUGCCGUAUUCAUUGCGUCCUCCUUGGGACUCAAUACUCUUGGAGCCGACAUAUCCGCGACAGCGGUGCGCUCUGCAUCAGAAUAUCUGGGAACCCUUCCGUCCGCACCAGCAGGGAAGGUAGAGUUCAAGGCGCUUGACUUCUUCGCGUUCACAGUCCCAGAGGAUGAGAAGUUUGACUUGGUAUACGACUACGCAUUUUUCGUGGCCAUACCGCCAACAAUGAGACCGGAUUGGGGAAGAAAAAUGACGGAGCUGGUGAAAUCAGGAGGGUAUCUGAUCACACUGAUGUUCCCCAUGGAUCAGCCCAAGGACGCUCAAGGACCUCCGCAUUAUGUCGAGUUCGAGCAUUAUGCUGAGGCGUUAGGUGAUGGCUGGGAGAAAGUCUUCGACGUCAUACCGAAGAGAAGCCUGGAGAACCACAUUGGAAGAGACAGACUCGUGGUUUGGCUCAGGAAAUAG